UGUGACCGAGUGGGUGGGGCCGAAAGUCAAAAAAAAAGCGCGGUGAAGCCGGAGCUGGCAGGGUGGUGGUAAUCCCCGAGCGGGACUGUGGAGGGUCCCGAUGGACUCCACCGCCUGCUUCAAGUCUUUGCUCCUGACUAUCAGUCAGUAUAAAGCCGUUAAGUCCGAGGCGAACGCCACCCAGCUUUUGCGGCACUUGGAGGUAAUUUCCGGACAGAAACUCACCCGAUUAUUUACAUCAAAUCAGAUACUACCAAGUGAGUGCUUGAGUUGCCUUGUAGAACUACUUGAAGACCCAAACAUAAGUGUGCCUCUGAUCUUAAGUAUCGUCAGUUUACUGUCUCAACUAGCUGUAGACAAUGAAACCAGAGACUGUCUUCAGAAUACAUACAACCUGAAUAGUGUGCUGGCAGGAGUGGUUUGUCGGAGCAGUACUUGCCACAGUGAUUCGGUAUUUUUGCAGUGCCUUCAGCUUCUGCAGAGGCUAACAUAUAAUGUCAAAAUUUUCCAUUCUGGUGCAAAUAUAGAUGAAUUAAUUACAUUCCUGAUUGAUCAUAUUCAGUCUUCUGAAGAUGAGUUGACAAUGCCUUGUCUAGGAUUAUUGGCAAAUCUUUGUCGCCACAAUCUUUCUGUUCAAACGCACAUAAAGACUUUGAAUAAUGUGAAAUCUUUUUAUCGAACUCUUAUAAGCUUCUUGGCCCAUAGUAGUUUAACUGUGGUUGUGUUUGCACUUUCAAUAUUAUCCAGUUUGACAUUAAAUGAAGAGGUUGGGGAAAAGCUGUUUCAUGCUCGAAACAUUCAUCAGACUUUUCAACUAAUAUUUAAUAUUCUCAUAAAUGGUGAUGGCACGCUAACUAGAAAGUAUUCAGUUGAUCUACUGAUGGAUCUUCUUAAGAAUCCUAAAAUUGCUGAUUAUCUUACCAGGUAUGAGCACUUUUCUUCGUGUCUUAAUCAAGUAUUAGGUCUUCUUAAUGGAAAGGAUGCUGAUUCUUCUUCAAAGGUUUUAGAAUUACUUCUUGCCUUCUGUUCAGUGACUCAGCUGCGCCAUGUGCUCACACAGAUGAUAUUUGAACAGUCUCCAUCUGGCAACACCAUUUUGGGAAGUCGUUCUAAGUGCUUAGAACCUACUGUAGUUCUACUUCGUUGGUCAAGUCAACCUUUGGAUGGAUCAGAAGACUGUUCUAUUUUAGCACUGGAGUUGUUCAAGGAAAUAUUUGAGGAUAUCAUAGAUACUGCUAACUGUUCCUCAGCCGACCGUUUUGUGACCCUUCUGCUGCCUACAAUCCUCGAUCAGCUUCAAUUCACAGAACAGAAUCUAGAUGAGUCUUUAAUAAGAAAAAAAUGUGAAAGGAUGGUCAAGGCCAUUGAAGUUUUGUUAACUCUGUGUGGAGAUGAUACUCUAAAAAUGCAUAUUGCAAAAAUUCUGACUACUAUCAAAUGUACCACUCUGAUAGAACAACAGUUUACAUAUGGCAAGAUUGAUCUGGGGUUUGGAACAAAGGUAGCAGAUUCUGAGUUGUGCAAACUUGCUGCUGAUGUAAUUUUGAAAACCCUUAAUUUGAUGAACAAACUUAAACACUUGGUUCCUGGUAUGGAAGUAAGCUUCUACAAAAUCCUUCAGGAUCCUCGCCUGAUUACUCCUUUGGCUUUUGCUUUAACAUCAGAUAAUAGAGAACAAGUACAGUCUGGAUUGGGAAUAUUAUUGGAAGCUGCUCCACUGCCAGAUUUUCCGGCCUUAGUACUUGGAGAAAGUAUAGCAGCAAACAAUGCCUAUAGGCAACAGGAAACAGAACAUAUGCCCAGAAGAAUGCCUUUGCAAUCAUUAAAUCACAGUUUUCCAGCAUCAGUAAAAUGUUUAACUCCUCCAGUUUUGAAAGAUAGAGUUCCUGGAUUGAACAUUGAGGAAUUAAUAGAGAAACUUCAGUCUGGAGUUGUGGUAAAGGAUCAGAUUAAUGAUGUGAGAAUAUCUGACAUAAUGGAUGUGUAUGAGAUGAAAUUAUCCACAUUAGCCUCCAAAGAAAGCAGACUUCAAGAUCUCUUGGAAGCAAAAGCUCUAGCCCUUGCACAAGCUGAUAGACUGAUUGCUCAAUAUCGCUGUCAGAGAACUCAAGCUGAGACAGAGGCACGGACACUUGCUGGUAUGUUGAGAGAAGUUGAGAGAAAAAACGAAGAGCUUGGUGUGUUGCUGAAGUCACAGCAGGUUGAAUCAGAAAGAGCCCAGAGUGAUAUUGAGCAUCUGUUUCAACAUAAUAGGAAGUUAGAGUCUGUGGCUGAAGAACAUGAAGUACUGACAAAAUCCUACAUGGAACUUCUUCAGAGAAAUGAAACUGCUGAAAAGAAGAACAAAGAUUUACAGGUCACAUGUGAUUCUCUGAAUAAACAAAUUGAGACAGUGAAAAAGUUGAAUGAGUCACUCAAGCAACAAAAUGAAAAAACGCUUGCCCAAUUAAUAGAGAAAGAAGAACAGAGAAAAGAAGUACAGAACCAACUAGUAGACAGAGAGUGUAAGCUAACAAAAUUGGAACAAAAGGUAAAAGUACAAGAAGAAAAGAUUAAAGUCUUACAAAGAGAAAGGGAAGAUAAAGAAGAAACCAUUGGUGUCCUUAGAAAAGAAUUAAAUAGAACAGAACAAAUAAGAAAAGAAUUGAGCAUUAAGGCUUCCUCCUUAGAGGUUCAAAAGGCCCAAUUAGAAGGUCGUUUGGAAGAGAAGGAGUCCCUGGUGAAACUUCAGCAAGAGGAGUUGAAUAAACACUCUCAUAUGAUAGCCAUGAUCCACAGUUUAAGUGGUGGAAAAAUAAGUCCAGAAACUGUGAAUCUCAGUAUAUAGACAUUAUGUAUUUAUCUACUGGGAAAGUGGGGUAGGGAAGGUAAUUUGUGACUCCAGAAUAAGAAGAGAUUAUUGUCUAAUUAUUUAGUAAAGAACCUGAUCUGAUACAUGUUUUUACUUGGUCUUAAAGUUUUACUUUCUGUUUCUGGAUUUUAUUGCUUAAAGCUUUCUGUGGUCCCUACUUUAGAAUAUUCUUCUUAACCUCCAUUAUUGUUUUUACUAAGUUUUUUUUUUUCUUUUCCUUAGUUGCUUUCCACACUCUUUUCUGUUUGUUUAAUUUAUUUUCAUUUGUGAUUAGAUAUUUUAAAUCAGACAUCAGUAAACGUAUUUAUUUUUUUUCUGGAGUUCCCGCUGUAGCGAGAUGGGAUCAGUGGAUCUUUGCAGCACUAGGAUGCAGGUUCAACCUCCAUCCUGGCACAGUGGAUUAAAGGAUCCAGCAUUGCUGCAUAUACAGGAUAGGUUGUAACUGAGGCUUGGAUCUGAUCCCUGGCCUGGGAACUACAUAUGCUGAAGAAUGGCCAAAAAAAGAAAAAAGAAAAAAAAUUGUUUUUCCUUCUACUUUUAUUGAUAUGCAGUUGACAUACAGCACUGUUUAAGUUUAAGGUAUACAGCAUAAUGAUUUGACUUACAUGCAUUGAAAUGAGACCAUAGUAAGUUUAGUGAACAUACGUCAUCUCACAGAUACAACAUUAAAGAAAUAGAAAAAAAAAGGUUUUUUCCUUGCAAUAAGCACUUUGAGGAUUUACUCUUAACAACUUUCAUAUAUAAGGUAAAGAAAGCAGUGUUAAUUAUUUUUAUCAUGUUGUACAUUACAGUUCCAGUGCUUGUUUAUCUCUAACUGGAAAUGUGUUACCUUUUGGCCACCUUCAUCUGAUUCCCCUUAACCCCACUCAGUGAAAUAAAAUAACUUUAUUACUGCAUUUAAAAUGUAGUAAUAUACAUGGUAUAAGUUUAAUUUUUUUAGUGUAAUGACUAUUUACAGAAAUAAUGUAUAAAAAUUAGAAAAUUGCUGAUGUAUUAGGUGACUUCAUUUUCACAUAAAAUGUAGUAACUUAUAGAAUUAUUUAUAGAUAGCUUUAGUUUCACUUUUUAAAAUGUUGCAUGUGGCCCACCCAUGUCAUUUUCAGUUAUGAAUUUCUUAUGCUUUACAUACAGGUAACAUGGAUUCCACCUUUGCUGCAUAUUCAGAAAUUUAAAAUAGUUUAAUAAUUAGGCCAUUUAAUUUUAAAGCCUGACUUAAAAAUACCCUUAUUCAUGUAUUUCUUUAAUACAAGGAAAUUUUGUAGUACUCAAUUUGAAUUGAAUGUUCUAAGCAGUGUUUAGGAGGAAUUUUUAUAUUAAUGUUUUGGUUGAUUUGAUUGCUAUGCUAUUAUAGCCACUGAUUUUACUUGUUUCCUUCGCUGUAUCUCUGUUUAACUUAGGUGAACUUAGAUUUACUUCUACUUUUCAACAAUAGCAUAUAUGAACUUAUAUUUAGAAAAUAUAUUUUCACAAUUCACCAAUUACAUUAAAUAACAUCAAACUAAUAGUUUUAUAUAUUCACAUACAUUUUGUACAAUUUUGCAAAUUUUUAAGAAAGCAUUGUGUCAUGUAACACAUUUUAAAUUUCUACUUAUCCUACAAGGGGUACAUUCUGUUUCUCUUUUGAAACUGCAUGCAUUUUCAGUUUAAUAUGAAAAAAACUCAAAAUGGGAAGAUAUAACUGAAGAACAAAAAGCUGUAUAGGAUAAAACCCAAAAGAGUCUGUAAAAUAAAUACAUAAAAUGGACCAGAAACUUCUAGGGAAAAAUCAAACUAACUUGACAAUUUAAACAUCUCAAGAAACUGAGCCUUGAGAACUUUUGGGAAAGUGCUACCCAAUAGAAGUUUUUGUGGUGAUGGAAAUGUUCUGUAUCUGCAUGGUCCAGUACCAUAGCCUUUAGCUACAUGUGGCUGUUGAGUGCUUAAAGUGUGUCUAGUGCAAUGAAAUAAUUGAAUUUUUAAUUUUACAUAAAGGUAAUUAAUUUUAACUUUAAUUGCCAUCCUACUGAACAGUGCAGAUGUAGUCCAUUCUUAAAAGUAUGCAUUUAUUUAAACCACUCCAUUUGCCUAUUCUUAGAGACCUAUACGGGCGGAGACUCCAUCUAUUUUUCAGCUUUUUUUUUUUUAAAUACAACAGUUUUAACCUGUUAAUCUCUUCUCUCUGAAGAGGAAAAGCCAUUUUUCAGUUUCAAAGGUGAGUACUAAUUGUUAUCCUUCACUCCCCCCCCGCCCAGUCUUUCUGUCUCUUGUAGCAUCUUUUAUAUUGUUCCUAUUAUUUUCCUUAACCUUAGUAUAUAGGGCACUUUUUCUUUAUGCUUUUUGACUCUUUGCAAGUCAGAUUAAAAAGAAAAAGUGUGCAUGUGUAUAUGUGUGUAUUUUUUCUUUUUAAAAAAUUUUAUUCUAAGCAAGCUUGAGCCACUAUAGUAGUCAUAAUUUUCCUAAUGAUUUCUGUGUUUGUAUGCCCAUUUUCUAAUGGAGAAAAUGAAACUAAGUAAAUGCAUUGUUAUAUUAGAAUUAUUCAUAUUCUUUAAGAAUUUUGUUAUAAAGAGUUGGAGCUUAAGUGUGUAUUAACAUAGUUCCUUAUACCAUUUUCAUUUGCUACUUGAACAAAUAGACUUAAAAUUUGGCUGAUUGGAGUUUAUACUAAACUGUCGUCUGUUUAAUGUCAGGGCAAAAAAAAUACUCAUUAAAAUUUAAUGCUGUGUUUUGGAGAGAAAUUGUCAGAUUAGUACCUUUUAGUUUCAUUUUUAUAUGUUGUGAAGACUAUUUUUGUUAAGGAUAUAAUGGCAUUCUGUCUUGAGUUAGGACUGCUAGUUAAAUGAAAAUGUAACUGAGUUUCAACUUCUGCUUGAGGCUUAUUCAUGUACAAGUACUUCUAAUCAAGAUGUAUUCCCUAAAACAUAUAAUCUUAUUUUACUUUGCCUUUGUCCUUUCUUUAGUUCUGAAUGAUAUUUACAACUUUGCCUUUGACUUACCUAUUGUUGGAUAAAACACUUGUCCUGUUUGUGACCUAAUUCCUUUGCAGAUAUUUGCAGACAUUUUCUGUAAAGGGCCAAGUCAUCGUCGUAAAUGUUUUAGGCCUUGUCUGUCUUAAAACGACUCAACUCUGCAGUUGUAGCAGCCUGAAAGCAGCCAUCCACAGUACAUAAAUAGGCAUGUGUCUGUUCCCAUAAGAGUUUAUUUAUAAAAACAGUUAAAGCUUUGCUGUUGUUUGUAGUUAUAUCUUUCUAAUUAAUUUCAUCAUUAAGAAAAAUUGUCAUUGUCUUUAGUAAUUUUGUCUGGAUCUGUUUUAUAUUAAUAUAGCUACUCAAGCCUUUUUAUAUUUUCUGUUGGGCUAGUCUAUCUUUUUUUUUUUGUAAAUUUGCUUUUAACCUAUGUAUAUAUAAAAUGCAUCAUGAACCG
Molecule: messenger RNA, 6250 nt
Organism: Sus scrofa (pig)
Lineage: Eukaryota; Metazoa; Chordata; Mammalia; Artiodactyla; Suidae
Gene: CIP2A
Product: cellular inhibitor of PP2A
Source: RefSeq, a predicted model, not a curated record